AUUCACUCGGAUACAUGUGUUGAUCAAAGGCCACUUGCACACUCGUGCUUGCAUAGAAACGCCACCGUCUGUUGGGUGUGUUGCAAGCAAAGUAAAUCUUUGUCGACAUGGCGCUCGCCCGCGCGUUCGCGUCCGUGGCCGCGGUCGCUCGCCAGGGGGAGAGCAAGCUGAGCUUUGCGAGCAGGGCCUUCGCCAGCAGCACCACCGUGAACGGCGUUCCCGUUGAGGUGCACAACGAGGGCGGCUCUAAGCGCGUGGUGGUCACCAAGACCCUGCCCGGCGAGCGCUGGCUGCAGUUCCUCAUCAACGCCGGCUGCCGCGUGGAGGUGUCCCAGCACCCCGACAUCAUCCUAUCCAACGCCACCAUCAAACAGCUCAUCGGCACCAAGUGCGACGGAGUCAUUGGGCAGCUGACCGAGGACUGGGGCGCUGAGCUGUUUGAGGCGCUCAAGCAGGCGGGUGGCAAGGCCUACAGCAACUACGCAGUGGGCUACAACAACGUCAAGGUGGACGAGGCUACCAAGCGGGGCAUUCCCGUGGGCAACACGCCAGGUGUGCUGACGGAGACGACGGCGGAGCUGGCCGCCGCGCUGACGCUGGCUGCUGCUCGGCGUGUGCCCGAGGCCGACGUGUUCAUGCGGGCGGGCAAGUACAAGGGCUGGCUGCCCAACCUGUUCGUGGGGCAGCUGCUGCAGAACAAGACUGUGGGCAUCAUCGGCGCUGGCCGCAUCGGCGCCGCCUACGCACGCAUGAUGGUGGAGGGGCACAAGAUGAACCUGGUGUACUUCGACCCCUACCCCAACAAGCAGCUUGAGGAGUACAUCCGGCUGUACGGCGAGCUGCUGCGGCACCGCGGCGAGCCGCCCGUGGCGUGCAAGCGCGUGGAGACGGUGGAGGAGGUGCUCAAGGAGGCGGACGUUGUAUCGCUGCACUGCAACCUGGACGCCAGCACUCGGCACCUGAUCAACUCGCAGCGUCUGGCGCUCAUGAAGCCGACGGCGGUUCUGGUCAACGCGGCCCGCGGGCCCUGCAUCGACGAGGCGGCGCUGGUGGCGCACCUCAAGGCCAACCCCGAGUUCAGGUGCGGCCUGGACGUGUUCGAGGACGAGCCCGCCAUGAAGCCCGGCCUGGCCGACUGCGCCAACGCCGUCAUCGUGCCGCACAUCGCCUCCGCGUCCCUGUGGACCCGCAGCGGCAUGGCCACGCUGGCCGCCGCCAACGUUGCCGGCAUCCUGUCCGGCUACCCGGUGUGGAACAAGCAGGACAUCCUGGGCUUUGUGGACAAACCGCUGGCCGCCGCGCCGCUGGCCGCUCCCAGCAUCGUCAACGCCAAGGAGCUCAAGCUUAAGACCGUGGCGGAGUAGAUGACGGGUAGAUGGCGGCAGAUAGAUGCAUCUUGCAUUGGUUACAUGAGGGACCUGCUGACGCAGCUCAUGAGCCAGGGAACGCGCGGCCGAGUAAAAUGGCGGCUGAAGAGUAGGGUUACGCUUGGGUUUGGAGGAACAAAGGCAAGAGCUGGGGAAGUGGAGCUGGUUGGCUUAGCUUAUCAACACGUAAUAGAUUACGGUAGUAGGCGGCUUGGAGUCUUGGUGAGCAUUCGUGUGUGUUCAUGGGGGGUCGGGGGCGAGAGCUCGCCGCAGUGCGUGGGGCGGUGGGAAGAUUGUAAGAGGAGCUCCGU
This is a messenger RNA of Chlamydomonas reinhardtii, 1678 nucleotides long. RefSeq lists its product as uncharacterized. Gene Ontology annotation, molecular function: glyoxylate reductase (NADPH) activity; hydroxypyruvate reductase [NAD(P)H] activity; hydroxypyruvate reductase (NADH) activity. Bases 108 to 1364 code for a protein of 418 amino acids. NCBI's taxonomy places the organism in Eukaryota, Viridiplantae, Chlorophyta, Chlorophyceae, Chlamydomonadales, Chlamydomonadaceae. The transcript is spliced from 10 exons. Gene Ontology annotation, cellular component: cytosol. The record is from RefSeq and is a predicted model, not a curated record.